CAGAGUUUUCUGCAGUUUAGUUCGAUUUUGUUGAAAGUAGUUGAGAAGCAACCAUAAGCCGAAGCUGCUAUGUACGGUGGUCCGCGAAAGGAGGAAGGAGGUUGUUUUUCUGUAUUGUUGUAGGCGACGGCGAACUGAACAGUCAAUCAGUUGCCUUGAGGCUAUCAGUGAGCGCGAUUCAUAUUCUUCGUACGCGGAAGCAAUUAUGACAAACUUUGAACCUACCGAGCAUCAGCAUACGCGUUACAACCCCCUGAACGGACAAUGGAUUCUGAUAAGUCCCCACCGUAUGCGGCGACCUUGGUCCGGCCAGGAGGAACAACCGCAGCGGCUGGAUUUGCCCGAGUUUGACCCGAGUAAUCCGUUAUGCCCUGGAGUAACUCGUUCCAACGGAAGUAAGAAUCCCAUCUACACGUCAACGUUUGUUUUCACGAAUGAUUUUCCGGCAUUGUUGGAGGACGUUCCGUUGCCUCCGGAAAGUGAUGAUCCGCUGUUCCAAACCGGUGGUGCACGAGGUACUUGCCGAGUGAUGUGCUUCCACCCCAAGUCGAACAAGACACUUCCGGUGAUGACACCGAAAGAGAUCCGCAACGUCAUCGAUGCAUGGAUUGCGGAAUUUAAAACCCUAGCCAGCAAGUACACGUGGGUGCAGAUUUUCGAGAAUAAGGGUGCCAGUAUGGGUUGCUCGAAUCCGCAUCCCCAUUGCCAGAUUUGGGCGUGCUCUUUCUUUCCGAAUGAGCCUCGCGUGAAGGACGAGAAGCUGAGAGAAUAUUACCUGACAAACGGCACAGCUUUGCUGGACGAUUACGUUAGGAAGGAGAUAGUGAAAAAGGAACGCGUUGUUAUAGAGAAUUCCGACUGGCUGGUGGUUGUCCCUUUCUGGGCAAGUUGGCCGUUCGAGACAAUGAUCAUCUCAAGAAACGGAAAUCGUCGGAUUUCUGAUCUAACCUUGCAGCAAAUCAACAACCUGGCCAUCGUUAUCAAAGAGCUAACAAACAAGUACGACAAUCUGUUCAAGUGCUCGUUUCCCUAUAGCAUGGGCUGGCACGGGGCGCCGACAGGUGAACUGGCAGGUCAAGACGAUAAGCACUGGACGCUACACGCUAUCUACUAUCCGCCGCUUUUGCGUUCUGCUACGGUGCGCAAAUUCAUGGUUGGGUUCGAGCUGCUGUGUCAACCCCAAAGAGACCUCACCCCCGAACAGGCGGCCAGUCGGUUGCGUGAACUGUGCGGCAAGAAACAUUACAGCGAACAUAUUUAAGCUUUCUCGCCAGAUUGAAUUGGAAGGUCAUCGGUAAUAAGAAAUAAUCAUUCUUUAUGUUUUCAAUUCCAUUGAAAAACCGUUCAACGUGAUCGAAUGUUAUACCAGUCAAUAAAAAAUAUCAUCGUUGAUGUGAUUAGUUACAUAAAA
Molecule: messenger RNA, 1411 nt
Organism: Armigeres subalbatus
Lineage: Eukaryota; Metazoa; Arthropoda; Insecta; Diptera; Culicidae
Gene: Galt
Product: probable galactose-1-phosphate uridylyltransferase
Exons: 4
Coding region: 206-1261 (351 amino acids)
Biological process (GO): beta-D-galactose catabolic process via UDP-galactose, Leloir pathway
Cellular component (GO): cytoplasm
Molecular function (GO): zinc ion binding; UDP-glucose:hexose-1-phosphate uridylyltransferase activity
Source: RefSeq, a predicted model, not a curated record